This is a messenger RNA of Caenorhabditis elegans, 1240 nucleotides long. RefSeq names its product Lipase_GDSL domain-containing protein (gene W02B12.1). Gene Ontology annotation, molecular function: hydrolase activity, acting on ester bonds; glycerophospholipase activity. Lineage: Eukaryota; Metazoa; Nematoda; Chromadorea; Rhabditida; Rhabditidae. The record is from RefSeq and is marked reviewed.
CUACUGAAUCAUGCGGUGGUUAGUUACCACGUUGCUAUGUUGCUCCCUGGCUCAUGGGCUCAAGGAUCUCGGAGCUCCGAACUGGUCGUGUGACGCUAGUGUUAUGGCAAAGAGUAAGAAAGUUCCCACCAGUGCUCAUAGUGUUCGAUUUGCUGAUAUCAAGGUUAUUGGAGCACUUGGGGACUCGUUGACUGCAGCCAAUGGUGCUGGAGCUCAACCAGGAGACCCGCUGGCAGUCAUCCUGCAAUAUAGAGGACUUGCCUUCCAGAUUGGAGGUGAUAAAAGCCUUGAUGAGCACAUUACUGUUGCAAAUGUACUAAGAAAGUUCAAUCCAACCUUGGUGGGUGCCUCAAAAGGAAUCGGCUCGGAAAACGUAUGGGAAGUUUCUCACUUGAAUAUGGGAGUUCCUGGAGCUGAAUCCAAGGAUAUUAUCGGUCAGGCAAGAGCUCUGGUCAACACUAUGCAUGCUCAUUCUGAAAUUAACGUGAAAGAAGACUGGAAACUUGUCAACAUUUUCAUUGGGGCAAACGAUAUUUGUGUCUAUUGUGAAGAUCCGUACUUCAACUCGACGGCUCUUCAUGGAAAUGCAACUUUUGAGAAGAAUAUCAUCGCAGCUGUUCAGAUUCUUCAGGAUAAUCUGCCAAGAACAAUUGUCUCACUGACCGGAAUGUUCAACAUGAGAAUGCUUCGUAAGAUUGACAAGAAGAAGUAUUUCUGCGAAGGACUUCAUACAUUCGAAUGUGAUUGUGAGUCCAACAAACAAUUCACUGAUGAUGAUAUUCAAGGAGUUUGCUUCGGAUAUAUGAAUGCUGAAAAAGAUAUUCAAAACACGGGAUUAUUCGAUAACAAGGAUGAUUUCACGUUUGUAGUUCAACCAUUUUUCAACGGGAUUCUGGAUCCACCAUACGCGAGCCCAGGAGUUGUUGACAUGACAUUCUUUGCUCCAGAUUGCUUCCAUUUCUCGGCUUACGGGCAUGGAAAUAUUGGAAUGCAUCUUUGGAACACAAUUGUUCAACCAGUUGGAUUCAAACAAACCAGUGUCAAUUUGAGUGAUCCUUCAGUUGGAUUACAUUGCCCAAGUACAAACUGUCCGUUCUUCCCGACUACAAAAAACAGCAAUAACUGUGCUUCACACUUCACGUUGAGCGAGCUAGAUUAAACUUUUUCGCGAAUAUUCAAUUGUUUUCAAAUGAACUUUAUGAGAAGUGUUAUGUAUUCGAUAAAAAAUUGCAAAGUUUGC